This is a messenger RNA of Mesocricetus auratus (golden hamster), 317 nucleotides long. Its product is annotated as small ubiquitin-related modifier 2-like. Lineage: Eukaryota; Metazoa; Chordata; Mammalia; Rodentia; Cricetidae. The record is from RefSeq and is a predicted model, not a curated record. Gene Ontology annotation, biological process: protein sumoylation. Gene Ontology annotation, cellular component: nucleus. Gene Ontology annotation, molecular function: protein tag activity; ubiquitin-like protein ligase binding. The transcript has a single exon. The coding region runs from base 1 to 288 and encodes 95 amino acids.
AUGGCCGAGGAGAAACCAAAGGAGGGAGUCAAGACUGAGAACAACAAUCAUAUUAAUUCGAAGGUGGUGGGGCAGGAUGGUUCUGUGGUACAGAUUAAGAUUAAGAGGCACAUAUCACUUAGUAAACUAAUGAAAGCCUAUUGUGAACGACAGGGAUUGUCGAUGAGGCAGAUCAGAUUCCGGUUUGAUGGACAACCAAUCAAUGAGACCCACACACCUGCACAGUUGGAAAUGGAGGAUGAAGAUACGACUGAUGUGUUCCAGCAGCAGACAGGAGGUGUCUACUAAAAAGGGAACCUGCUACUUUACUCCAGAAU